AUGCGUUAUCUCCUAUUAGCAGUAUGCCUAGGCCUGGCCUGUGCCCAGUCCACGAUCGACCCAUCAGUCCUCGAGGGUAUCUUUGGAACCCCACCGACCCCAAAACCAGUCGGUCCCGUUACACCGGGUUUAGAAGAUCACCGUAGAGGCACAACUCGAGGGAGAGUGCCUCUGCCAACUCCACCAGAGGACACGUCACUUCUGAUUGAAGUAUUUGGCACACCACCUUCCACUUCAGCAAGAGAAGGAUACGAAUCCAUUACAGUGAAACCGACUGAAGGAACCUCAACAUUUACUGAUAAAAAUGGCGAGACGUGUCAGUGUGUGCCGUACUACCUCUGUGACGCAAACAAUGUUGGUGUCGACGUGAAUAACGCUUCGGUUACCGGCUGGGGCACAUUGGAUAUCAGGUUUGGAGAAGACAAUAACAUAGACAGACAGUGUCAAGAGAGUGUGGAGGUCUGCUGUACCAUCCCCAAGGACACUUCGGAACAGCCCAAACCGAAGCCAAAACCCAAACCCGAGCCAGGCCAGGCUAAAGGAUGUGGUUACCGAAACCCCAACGGUGUUGGUGGAAUCACCGUUACUGGUGGAAGCGGUGCUGAAUCCCAAUUCGGCGAGUUUCCUUGGGUUGUCGCUAUCCUGGACAAGUACAACUCUUCGUAUGGAGGCGUCGGAGUGCUCAUACAUCCGCAGGUGGUGAUGACUGGUGCCCAUAUUGCUCAAAGAUAUGCCCCCGGAGGUAUGAAGAUCAGAGCUGGUGAGUGGGACACACAAACCAUCAAGGAGAUAUUCCCAUAUGAAGAGAGAAACGUUCAGAAUGUUGUUAUACAUGAAAACUUCAUGCCAAAAAGUUUGAAGAAUGACAUCGCAUUGCUAUACCUGGACAGCCCCUUACCUAUUUCGGAAUACAUCAACGUGAUCUGCAUGCCAGAACAGGACGAGGUCUUCGACAGCCAUAAGAACUGCGUCGCCAAUGGAUGGGGCAAGAGCCACUUUGGACUCCAAAACCGAUACGCUGUGAUUCUCAAGAAGGUGGAACUUGACAUGGUGCCAUACAGCCGCUGCCAAUCUUUGCUGAGGAGGACCAGGCUUGGACACAACUUCAAACUGCAUAACAGCUUCGUGUGUGCUGGUGGAGAGGCUGGCAAGGAUACCUGUCAGGGUGAUGGUGGCGCCCCCUUAGCGUGCCAAUUUGGCAGCAUGAGGUACAAGCUGACUGGUUUAGUGGCGUGGGGAAUUGGGUGUGGGCAACAGGAAGUCCCAGCAGUGUACGCUAACGUCCCAAAGUUUAGGAAUUGGGUGGACCAGAAAUUGGGAAUCUGGGGUGUCACAGCGACUUCAUACAGUAAUAUUAAAGUUUAA
Messenger RNA from Spodoptera littoralis (African cotton leafworm), 1365 nucleotides. The record is from the annotation of a GenBank genome assembly. NCBI's taxonomy places the organism in Eukaryota, Metazoa, Arthropoda, Insecta, Lepidoptera, Noctuidae.